AAAUAUGGCUCAUCAGUACAGCCAAACCUUAAACCCUCCCAAAACCCUCAUGAUCCCCAAACACCCAAAUCCCAUCCCCUCAUUUUCUUCCUCCAAAACUCUCAAACCCAAUUCCAGAAGCUUCCCAAAACUCUCUGUGUCGGCCAUGGCCGCCCAAGCGCCGCCGCCCCUGGAUGCUCUGCUCAACGGUGCUCGUAAACAAGAGGUGCUUGAUGCCAUUGGGACUUCCUUGUCUAACUGCCUCUCUGAAACCAACCUCCACCUCACAGUUCCUGGCCUCCAAUCCAAAACCAGAGGCAAGGUUAGGGAUGUUUAUGACUGUGGGGAUUAUCUUGUUAUGGUCACCACGGAUCGGCAGAGUGCAUUUGAUAGAAUUCUUGCUUCCAUUCCCUUCAAAGGCCAGGUCCUUAAUGAAACAAGUUUAUGGUGGUUUGACAAAACUCAACAUAUAACGUCAAAUGCAGUUGUUUCGGUCCCAGACGAAAAUGUAACAAUUGCAAAGAAAUGUUCUGUUUUUCCGGUGGAGUUUGUGGUCAGAGGUUAUGUGACGGGAAGUACUGAUACGUCAUUAUGGAUGGUCUACAGAAAUGGCGUUCGAAAUUAUUGCGGCAACGUACUUCCAGACGGCUUGGUAAAAAGCCAAAAGCUUCCUGCAAAUAUACUCACACCAACAACUAAGGCUGCAGAUCAUGACGUUCCUGUUACUCCAGCUGAGAUUAUUGAGAGUGGACUGAUGAGUCAGGCCGAUUAUGAUGAAGUAAGUAGGAAAGCAUUGAGCUUGUUUGAGUAUGGACAGCGUGUGGCUUUGGAGCAUGGGUUGAUAUUGGUAGACACAAAGUACGAAUUUGGGAAGGGACAGGAUGGUUCCAUACAUUUGAUUGAUGAGGUGCAUACACCUGAUUCAAGCAGAUAUUGGAUUGCACAUACUUAUGAGGAACGUUUUCAGAAUGGUCUUGAACCUGAAAAUGUUGAUAAGGAGUUUUUGAGGUUGUGGUUUAAAGAUAAUUGCAAUCCAUAUGAAGAUGAGGUCCUCCCUGAUGCCCCUGAAGAACUUGUUCGUGAACUAUCUUGGCGAUAUAUUUUCUUGUAUGAGACGAUCACAAAAUCAAAAUUCAAGAUGCCUUCUACAGAGGAGCCAAUACAUGAUAGAAUAUCUCGCAAUGUGGCACAAGCACUGUCAUCCCUGAAGUAACUUCAUAGCGAGGAGCAGAAGAAUUUUAGCUGAACUAACAAGGACCCUCCCCAAGACCCCACAAAAUUAAAAACAUACUAGAAAAUGUGAGGCAUUUAUUUCUUGUGAUUCAUUUGUGCUUUCAUGUAUGUUCAUGGGAAGUCUCUUGGACAGCAAGAUGUUGUGCCUUGAAUCGAACAGCGGGCAUAAUUACGCCCAAUGAUUUUUAGCUUACCGUUUUUCUUG
Molecule: messenger RNA, 1417 nt
Organism: Fragaria vesca subsp. vesca
Lineage: Eukaryota; Viridiplantae; Streptophyta; Magnoliopsida; Rosales; Rosaceae
Product: phosphoribosylaminoimidazole-succinocarboxamide synthase, chloroplastic-like
Exons: 12
Coding region: 5-1192 (395 amino acids)
Biological process (GO): 'de novo' IMP biosynthetic process
Cellular component (GO): chloroplast stroma; cytoplasm
Molecular function (GO): phosphoribosylaminoimidazolesuccinocarboxamide synthase activity
Source: RefSeq, a predicted model, not a curated record